Messenger RNA from Arachis stenosperma, 561 nucleotides. RefSeq lists its product as uncharacterized. The transcript has 2 exons. Lineage: Eukaryota; Viridiplantae; Streptophyta; Magnoliopsida; Fabales; Fabaceae. The record is from RefSeq and is a predicted model, not a curated record. The coding region runs from base 1 to 561 and encodes 186 amino acids.
AUGAAGGAGUUGGAGCUUAUGCAGCUGAAGCAGGACUCUUUGUCUGUGGCGGAUUACACUAGUCGGUUUGAGGAGCUUUGUAGGUUCUCUAGGGUAUGUCAGGGUGCCCCGAAGACCUAUGAAAGUUGGAAGUGCAUUAAGUAUCAAAGGGGCUUGAAGGAUAAUAUUAUGAUUGUUGUGGCUCCAUUGGAGAUUCGGAUUUUCUCCGAGCUUGUGAACAAGGCAAGGGUUAUUAAGAAGUGUACAAAAACGGUAGCCUCGUCAAGGGAUACUCGUGGAGGAAACACUAACUGUGGACGUGGCAAGUGGUUGCUUCAACUGUGGAUUGUCUGGUCACAUUGCGAGAGAUUGCACUCGUGGGAGGAAUACUCAGAAUGCGGGCCAGAACCAACAAGAUCGGUGUUUGCUGUGAACGCCAAUGGUGCUGCUAACGCGGAUCCAUUAAUGAGAGGUAUAUGCUUAAUUGGUGAUAAAACAUUAGUUGCAUUGUUUGAUACUGGAGCUUUGCAUUUGUUUAUUGCAUUUAACAAAGUUGAAGAACUAGGAUUGAAAGUGUCAUAA